UGUUUAGGUUGGUUGAAAAAAAAGCUUCACUGGUGAUUGUAUAACUCGGAAGAAAAAGUUAACCCGUUCAUCUGUCAGAAUCUUCAUAUCAAUUGUGGGUGAUCUUUCACUUUAUGGCGAUUUCUACAGUAAAUGUGAACUGCUUUUUAGGUUUUAAUAGUGAGCCAGCAAGGAAUCUGAGGCGAUUUUCUAGACAGUGGACUGAGACAAGCCUAGAUGUCUGCGGAUGAGCCUGGCAAUAGCUCCGAGUGGAGUAGGGAGCAAGAUAAGGCAUUUGAAAAUGCCCUUGCAACUUAUCCUGAGGACUGUUCUGAUCGAUGGGAGAAAAUUGCAGCUGCUGUACCUGGUAAAGCUCUGGAAGAGAUUAAAGAACACUAUGAGCUUCUAGUGGAUGACGUUAACCGCAUUGAAUCUGGGUAUGUGCCUCUCCCUCCUUAUGAUUCUUAUGACAGUUCAGUGGGCCAUGCUGGUGGUGAAGAAAUCGGUAAGAAAGGAACUAACAAUAUAGGUCAUAAUAACAAUGGAUCAAACCAUGGUGGUAAGAAUUCGAGGUCCGAUCAGGAGCGUCGCAAGGGGACUGCUUGGACGGAGGAGGAGCACAGGUGAAUUAGUUCUUCUCGUUUAUAUUUUUUUUAUUUUUUGUUCUUAUUUUGAUUGACAUGUGUUACUUCUGUUUUGCCCUUUGGAACUUUAAUACUUAGUAUUCUUCAUAAUUUAUAUUCCGUCACUACGUGCAUUUAUUAUAUUUUGGAACCGCGUAUCCUAUCCGUAUUUAGAAUCAUUAUUUGACAAAAAUGUUUGCAAAAAUUGCUUUCCACCUUUUGAUCAAUCUGUUUGUCGCUUAUUGUUAGUUAGUUGUUACGAAGAUUAGAUCUUCAGCGGUUUUCCUACUUCUGUGUGUUAUUCUGAAGCUUUUGACGUCUGUUGGUCAGUAGAUGUCCAUUAGAUGAUGAACAUAUCCU
Hibiscus syriacus is the source of this 962-nucleotide messenger RNA. RefSeq names its product transcription factor SRM1-like. Bases 217 to 606 code for a protein of 129 amino acids. Lineage: Eukaryota; Viridiplantae; Streptophyta; Magnoliopsida; Malvales; Malvaceae. The transcript is spliced from 2 exons. The record is from RefSeq and is a predicted model, not a curated record.